CUGUUUUUCUGCAGUGUGGCUUGUUCACCAGCUGAGGGAAGCUUCGAGCCGGGCAGGCACCGGGAGGAAGGAAAGAACCCUUUAGGCAGUCGCGCGUGUGGAGCGCCCUGUGGGUUAACGCAGAGCUGGAGGGAGGAGCGGAGCAUCGGUGAGGCCGAAUGCCGGAGAGCGUUGGGAGCUAUGGAGCUGGUGCGGGGUGCAGCUGCUCUUCGCCCCUCUGCUCAAUACUGGAUGAGUGACUGUGAAGUAGGGAAGAGGCGAAGCUACGGAGAAGGGGGAUUUCUGCCGGGCUCUCCAGUUCACACGCGUUAACCUCAGCCAAAGUUUCCCUGACCAAGUCCGUUUCAGGAGCAGGAGCAGCCCCGUCCUGCCGAAGUCCUGCAUUUUCUGGGAGCCACCUUGGAAGAAAGACGGAGGCACUCCUAGUAUGUUUGAUCUUCCUGUGACUUAGUGCCAGAGUGGCGUGCCUCCCCUGUGGACUUUGUGAGCCACCUGCUCCACUUCGUGAUCGGCGGUGGCUGAGCUGCUCCAGCCUUGAUUUGACUGAAAGCUGCGCUUUGAAAGCCGGGGCGGCUGCUCUGCUCUUUCCUUUCCUCGGGGCCGUGUUGGCUCCUUUGCCCAUAGAGGCGUGUUGCUGCUGCUGCUGCUGCUGCUGCUGCACUAUGGAAGGCUGAGGUCAGCAGCGGGAGGGGAGAGCGAGAGAGCGAAAGCGCAAGCAGCAGCCCUGAUUGACUGACUGAUUCCCUACUUGUCCGAGCUUGCCCUGCUGGGCUUGCCUUCCCUCUCUCUGGCAAUCUCCUGUCCCUCCGGCGGGACUCCAGGAGCAGCACACGCACCCUUCGCUCCCUUCCUUCCCUGAUCCGAUCUAAGUAAUGUAUGCAGUCAUACUCAUAGUUCUUAGUGCAUGGGAACGGCAUCCAAACCAGGCAGCAAAAGAAAGCUGAAAGUCAUGGAGCUGCGUGAAAGAAGUGAAUCUAAUCUGCAGUCUUGACUUUUUGAAGAAACGGGUUGAGAUUCUCCUAUGCAAACUAUGGCCCCAAAACGCAAGGCUGCUGCCCAAGCAGCCAUCAAGGGCAAGAAGGUGAAAGAGGAACCACAGUCAAAGCCUGAACCAGAGGAAGACAGUUUCCGCUCCACCAUGGAGUCACUGAAGGCAGCUCCCAAGGAGAAGCUCAAGGCCAAAAUCGACUCUGCCUGUCAGCUGAGUAAUAUUGAUGGGGCCAAGAUUCAUGAGGACUACGACUGCAUGCUGAACCAAACCAAUAUUGGAUACAACAACAACAAGUUCUACAUCAUCCAGCUGAUAGAGCAGAAUGGGAGCUACAGCUGUUGGAACCGCUGGGGCCGUGUGGGGGAGACAGGACAAUCAAAACUCAGCAGCUUUCCUUCCUUGGAAGCUGCCAAGAAGGACUUCGAGAAGAAAUUUCGGGAUAAGACGAAGAACAGUUGGGCUGACCGGGAGAACUUUGUAGCCCAUGAUGGCAAGUACACGUUGAUCGAAGUGCAACAUGGGGAUGAAGAAGAGAGUGAGGUUACAGUGAAGGUGGACACUGUUGAUGGAGUGAAGCUAUCCAAGCAAAGGGUACGGCCUUGCACUUUGAACAAAGCUACCCAAGAUCUGGUCUCGCUCAUCUUCAGUAAUGACAUGUUUAAAGAAGCCAUGCAGACCAUGAAUAUAGAUGUGAAGAAGAUGCCCUUGGGGAAGCUGAGCAAGCAGCAGAUUGCCAAAGGCUUUGAAGCCUUGGAGGCUAUUGAGGCAGCUCUGCAGAAGCCACGACCCUCCCAGAAGCAGCUGCAAGAGCUCUCCUCUCGUUUCUACACCAUCAUCCCCCACAACUUUGGCCGGACCCGGCCUCCAUCCAUUGACACGCAGGAGGUUGUCCAGGCCAAGAAGGACAUGCUGCUGGUGCUGGCAGAUAUUGAACUGGCCCAGAGCCUACAGGCCCAGAAGAAGAAGGAGGAAGAAGAGGAAGAGGAGAUGGAGGUGGAGGAAGUGCCACAUCCCCUGGACAAAGACUAUGGUCUCUUGAAGUGUGAGCUCACUCUGGUGGACCCAUCCUCAGAGGAUUAUAAGCUGAUCGUCACCUACGUAAAGAAGACGGGUGGCACUUACCGGGAACUUCAGGUCCUGAAUGUUUGGAAGGUGAACAGAGAAAGUGAGGGUAGUCGCUUCAAGAUUCACGACCACCUGGAGAACAGGCGCCUGCUGUGGCAUGGCACGAAUGUGGCUGUCAUUGCUGCAAUCCUGAAGAGUGGCCUGCGCAUCAUGCCACACUCUGGUGGGCGUGUGGGAAAGGGCCUUUACUUUGCGUCUGAGAACAGCAAGUCGGCAGGCUAUGUGGGCACCACCUCCACGCGGGUGGGGAUCAUGUUCUUGAACGAGGUGGCCCUGGGCAAGGAGUAUCGCAUCACUCGAGAUGAUCCUUCCCUACGCAAGCCCCCCGAUGGUUAUGAUAGUGUUGUGGCUUGUGGCGUGACUGAACCAGACCCUGCAUAUGAUAAAGAGCUAAUCCUGGAGGGGAAAACAGUGCUGGUAUCUCAAGGAAAGCCCAUUUCUAUGACUAAGUACCGGGACUCCAGCUUCAGCCAGAGCGAAUACCUGAUCUACCAAGAGAGUCAGUGCCGCAUCCGCUACCUUGUUGAGCUUCACUUCUGAGAGAAGUGCCCCACCUCUGCUCUGAGGAGCCCCUCCUCUCGCUAGCACUGAAAGGGCUUCCAUGAAUGGCUGUGAUGCCAGUCGGAGUGCCUUGGCUUAGUCUGCCCUGUUUCCCAGCUCGCCGUCAUCCAGGAAUUCUGGGGGCUCAGUUGGGCUGAGAAACUGCUCCCCAGCUUGUUCUGAUUACUAUGCUGGGCUCCAUAAAGCAGAUGAACCAUGUUAUGCAAUGUGCAGUUUUAUGUUGUGUGGCAAAGCAAAAGUGACAUCGUGGUCAAAAUCACCAGACCACCAUGGCAAGGGUCUACACCAGGGCUGCUCAACUUCAGCCCUCCUGCAGAUAUUGGCCUAUCACUCCCAUAAUCCCUGGCUAUUGGCCACUGUUGCUGUGGAUUAUGAGAGUUGUAGUCCAAAAACAGCUGUGGGGCCUAAGUUGGCCCAGUCUACACUGGCAUGUACUUACCUUUUUGAGGUACUUUGGCCCUGUAAAUAAAAGGACGCAUGUGAAGACAA
Hemicordylus capensis (graceful crag lizard) is the source of this 3166-nucleotide messenger RNA. RefSeq names its product poly(ADP-ribose) polymerase family member 3 (gene PARP3). The coding region runs from base 1022 to 2656 and encodes 544 amino acids. The transcript is spliced from 12 exons. Gene Ontology annotation, cellular component: site of double-strand break. Gene Ontology annotation, molecular function: NAD+ poly-ADP-ribosyltransferase activity. NCBI's taxonomy places the organism in Eukaryota, Metazoa, Chordata, Lepidosauria, Squamata, Cordylidae. The record is from RefSeq and is a predicted model, not a curated record.